This is a messenger RNA of Oryzias latipes (Japanese medaka), 4181 nucleotides long. RefSeq names its product MORC family CW-type zinc finger 2 (gene morc2). Gene Ontology annotation, molecular function: zinc ion binding. The record is from RefSeq and is a predicted model, not a curated record. NCBI's taxonomy places the organism in Eukaryota, Metazoa, Chordata, Actinopteri, Beloniformes, Adrianichthyidae. Gene Ontology annotation, cellular component: nucleus.
CGUGUAGAAUGUUUCAUUAGACGUUUGCAAGCACACGGGAUUCAGAAUAACAACAACCGGAUUGGUCCACUAACGGAUUUUAGGCAAAACGCCGCAUUCACAUUUACGUUUGCUCGGAGAAAACUACGCCCAAAUUACGCUCUUCGUUUAAUUCCUUAACAUUUUUGUUGUCCUCUUCCAGGCCUCCCACGUGGGAUGGAGGUUGCACACUAGAACUCAAACUAACAAACAAGAAGAGAGGUUCCGUAGAGACCAACGACCAUGGCCUACUCCAGCUACAGCAGCCUGAGCAGAGCUCAGCUCACGUUCGAGUACCUGCACACUAAUUCGACAACUCACGAGUUCUUAUUUGGAGCUUUGGCUGAGCUUGUGGACAAUUCAAGAGAUGCAAAUGCCACACGGAUAGACAUCUACACCGAAAAAAACCCAGAACUGCGUGGUGGUUUUAUGCUCUGUUUUCUGGAUGAUGGGAUUGGAAUGGACCCUAAUGAGGCAACCCAUGUGAUUCAGUUUGGAAAAUCAAGCAAACGUUCUCCUGAAUCCACUCAGAUUGGCCAGUAUGGAAAUGGACUGAAAUCGGGUUCAAUGCGAAUUGGAAAAGACUUUAUCUUGUUCACAAAAAAGGAUAAUGCGCUGACCUGCCUUUUCCUUUCAAGAACUUUCCAUGAGGAAGAAGGUCUUGAUGAGGUGAUCGUGCCUCUCCCCUCAUGGGAUCUGAAAACCAAGGAACCACUAACCUCCGAUCCAGAGAAGUAUGCCAUUGAGACAGAACUCAUCUUUAAAUACUCUCCUUUCAAGAAUGAGCAGCAGCUAAUGCAGCAGUUCAACAAAAUUGAAAGCAGCAGUGGUACUCUUGUGAUCGUUUAUAACCUAAAGCUGAUGGACAGUGGAGAGCCAGAGCUGGAUAUAGAUACAGAUCACCAGGACAUAUUGAUGGCUGGGACACCUGCUGAGGGAGUGAAACCAGAGAGGAGGUCUUUUAGGGCGUAUACUGCAGUUCUGUAUAUUGACCCUCGCAUGAGAAUUUUUAUCCAGGGACAUAAAGUCAGGACAAAGAGACUCUCAUGCUGUCUCUAUAAACCAAGGCUUUAUAAAUACACAUCAACUCGUUUUAAAACGCGUGCUGAGCAAGAAGUUAAAAAAGCAGAUCACUUGGCAAAGAUCGCGGAAGAGAAAGCCAGAGAGGCGGAGAGCAAACGCAUCGCUAUGGAGGCCAGACUAGGAGAAGACAUCUCUAAAGAUUCAAGAGCAAUCCUAAGAAAAGUUCAAGAUUCAGCCAUGAUGCUCCGACGGGAAGCUGACAUGAGAAAAAGGAAUCUUGAAGCCAAGCAGAAAGCACUGAAAGAACCAAAGGAUUUGAAUUUUAUAUUUGGACUAAACAUUGAGCAGAGAGACCUCGAUGGGAUGUUUGUGUACAACUGUUCUCGUCUCAUAAAAAUGUAUGAGAAGACGGGGCCCCAACUGGAGGGGGGCAUGGCUUGUGGUGGUGUGGUUGGAGUCGUAGACGUCCCGUAUCUGGUCCUGGAGCCUACUCACAACAAGCAAGAUUUUGCAGACGCAAAGGAAUAUCGCCACCUAUUGAAAUCCAUGGGGGAGCAUUUGGCCCAGUACUGGAAGGAUACCAACAUUGCACAAAAAGGAAUCGUGAAGUUCUGGGAUGAAUUUGGAUAUCUCUCCGCCAGCUGGUCUGCGCCUCCAUCCUCAGAGCUGAGAUACAAGCGGCGUCGUGCGAUGGAGAUUCCCAUCACCAUUCAGUGUGAUAAAUGUCUGAAGUGGAGAACAUUGCCUUUUCAAAUGGAUGCCGUGGAUAAACGCUACCCUGACAGCUGGGUGUGUCUCAUGAACCCUGACAGCUCCCAAGACAGGUGUGAUGCUCCAGAACAGAAACAGAACUUGCCCUGUGGAAUUUUAAAGAAAGACAAAAUAACAGCUGAAGACAAACGGAAAGAGCUGGAAGAGAAAAUCAAACUGCAACAGGAGAAACUUGAAGCCUUACAGAAAACUAGCACAAUCAAAUCAGCAGCAGACAUCAAAAAACUUCCACUGGAGGUCAGCAUGAAACCAACGGAGAGUUCUUCUCAGUCAACUCGGUCCUCUGAAAGAUCUGUAACUCGUCCACGAUCCCCACCACUCCCAUCCGUCCUCAAAAAUGCCCAGAGUACUCCUCCAACACGUACCGUCUCUCAGCGCCCCACCCGAUCCCCUGCUCCGCCAGCUGCUUCAACUAAAGUGGAACCAUCCAGAUCCAGAGCUGCAGCUAAGCCUCCUCCACCUGCAGCAAAGCCUGUACCCAAAGCCGCUGCUAAACCACCUCCCAGCCGCAACUUACGGGCCUCUACCAAAGCUUCUACUGUUAAACCAGCAACAGAUGGAAAGCGCAAGAGAGUAAUUGAGCGGGAAGAUAGUGAGGAGGAGGAAGAAGAAGAAGAAGAGGAGGAGGAGGAAGAAGAAGAAGAAGAAGAGGAGGAGGAGGAGGAUAGUGAUGAGGAAAGUGAAGAAGUACAGACCAAGAAAUCCAAGAUGUCCACCGCUAUCGGUAAUCGUGGUAAAGUUGUAGAGAAGGCCCCUCCUCCUCCUAAGCGGGGAAAAAUGGAUGAGGUUAAAACGCUCUCUCAGGCUGAGAAGAAAGGGGUUUCCACCCCAGCACGUCAGCAAGCAACCACACCAAGCUCUGUGCUUAAAUCCAUUUCUUCCCUACAGCAAGGCACUAAAGAAAAGGCACCUGAAAAAGCGCAGCAGAAGGAACCAGAGAAUGACACAAAAAAUGCCCAGAAAGAUAAAGGUCUGCUGGUGGAAGUGCGCGUUAAUAAUGAGUGGUUUACGGGAAAGGUCAUCGCUGUGGAGGUGAACAAACAGGGCGUUCGCUGGAAAGUUAAAUUUGAUUACGUACCGCGAGCCACCCCUAAAGACAGAUGGGUUUUUAAGGGUAGCGAUGAAGUCCGACUGAUGAGGCCGCCAUCUCCGAUCUCUCAGACGCCUGACACCCAACAGGAGACUGAGAAAGGUCCAGCACCCAUGGAGCCAGACACCACCCAGCCUGGAACCAGUCGAGAGGUGACCGACAGCCUGGUCACUAUGCUGAGGACAAUGCUGCGCUACUUCUUCCCUCCAGCUUUUCGUAUUCCAAAGGAUGAUGUCAGUAGCAUGACGGCUGAGGAGCUGGUGGCCUUUCCAUUGAAAGAGUAUUUCCAGCAGUAUGAAUCGGGUCUCCAGUCGCUGUGCAACUCUUACCAAAGCAGAGCUGAUGCCAGAGCAAAAGCCGUGGAGGAGAAGAGCAAAGGCACAGAUCUCAAACUGAAGGAGGCAGACGAGAAACUACAGAAACUACGGACUAACAUCGUUGCACUUCUGCAAAAAGUACAAGAGGAUAUCGACAUAAAUACAGAUGAUGAACUCGAUGCCUACAUAGAAGACCUCCUAACUAAGGGCGAUUAGGAGACAAAGAAUUGUAAGAGAAGAGCAAAUGGACAAAAAAACGCCUCGUUUCAAACCAGCUAUCUCUCUUGCAAAAGCAUUCUUCAAGAAACCACGGUUACCAUCUGUGAACAUUUCUAGAUGUUUUAAUUUCUCGUUUGCUUUAUUAUUUUGAUUUCUAUACUGAUGGUUAACAUCUUUUCCUGUGGUAUUUCUUUUAGUCCUUUUUAUAUAUCCACAUGUAGAGUGAAUGUUUUCAAUCUUUAAAACAGAAGCUAUAAAAACAGGUUUCACUGAUGCUCAUUUAUGUAGUUCACACCUUUGUUCUGAUCCUGUUGAGUGCAGCCAUUUAUCAAGCAUUUCACAGUAACAUUAUGUAACACAUCAAGCAAACAGUGUUGUCCAUAAUUUUCUUCCUGUCUGGUUAACAAACCAAGGUCUAUUUUUUAACAUCUGUAAGAUGCUGCAUCCGCACACCAGGACUAUUUACUGGGUUUUAUCAGUAUCAAUAUCUCCUUAAAGUACUCUACUAAGUUGUGAAUGAUGAGUGUAUUUUUGAAAAGAGAAAAAAAAAAACUUUGUUUUGUGUAAGUGUGUUCAUAAUUUAGUGCUCUUGUCUUUCCUUUUGCAGAUUUUUAACAUGUCAUCGAAAAUGUUUUUUUUUUUUAAACACUGCAUGCUUUCAGUCUUGAUUGGUCAGAAAGAAGAUGCUGUAUUUUUGACAGAUCUUUACUUCAAAAUAAUAAAACCAGUUCCUCAACACUUUA